Messenger RNA from Staurois parvus, 1470 nucleotides. Lineage: Eukaryota; Metazoa; Chordata; Amphibia; Anura; Ranidae. The record is from the annotation of a GenBank genome assembly.
AUGACCGUGAUAGCGGGAGAAAACAUGGACGAUACGUCAGCCCUUCCAGGCCACCCUCAAGAUAGCUACCACCCUGACCACGAUGACCAUGAGUGCUGUGAGAGGGUGGUCAUCAACGUGGCUGGGUUGCGCUUUGAGACACAGUUAAAAACCCUUGCCCAGUUCCCCAACACAUUGCUUGGAAACCCCAAAAAAAGGAUGCGCUAUUUCGACCCUUUGAGGAAUGAGUACUUUUUUGAUCGUAAUCGCCCUAGUUUCGAUGCCAUACUGUACUACUAUCAGUCUGGGGGUAGGCUUCGUAGGCCGGUCAAUGUACCCCUGGACAUGUUUUCUGAAGAGAUCAAGUUCUAUGAACUAGGGGAAGAAGCCAUGGAAAAAUUUCGGGAGGAUGAGGGCUUUAUUAAAGAGGAGGAGCGCCCCUUGCCGGAAAAAGAGUUCCAACGUCAAGUGUGGCUUCUGUUUGAAUACCCGGAGAGCUCAGGCCCAGCAAGGAUCAUUGCCAUAGUUUCUGUCAUGGUAAUCCUUAUCUCCAUUGUUAUCUUCUGCUUGGAGACCUUGCCAGAAUUAAAGGAUGAGCGGAUCUUCAGCCGCAAAGUGGACAACAGUACAGUCUUUUUCAAAUCCAACAUCUUCACAGAUCCCUUCUUUGUGGUGGAAACCCUCUGCAUCAUCUGGUUUUCCUUUGAGUUGGUGGUAAGGUUCUUUGCUUGUCCCAGCAAAGCAGAAUUCUUUAAGAACAUCAUGAACUUUAUUGACAUAGUGGCCAUCAUCCCAUACUUUAUUACCUUGGGGACUGAAAUGGCCGAGCAAGAAGGUCCCCAAAAAGGGGAGCAGGCAACCUCUUUGGCCAUCCUGAGGGUCAUCAGACUGGUAAGAGUAUUUAGAAUCUUCAAACUCUCCAGACAUUCUAAGGGCCUCCAAAUUUUGGGACAGACCUUGAAAGCUAGUAUGAGAGAACUAGGGUUGCUAAUCUUUUUUCUGUUCAUUGGGGUCAUCUUGUUCUCCAGUGCAGUGUACUUUGCGGAAGCAGAAGAGGAUGAGUCUCAUUUUAGCAGUAUCCCUGAUGCUUUCUGGUGGGCGGUGGUAUCCAUGACCACUGUGGGCUAUGGUGACAUGUACCCUGUGACAAUUGGAGGCAAAAUCGUGGGCUCCUUGUGUGCCAUUGCUGGUGUCCUGACAAUUGCCCUGCCCGUACCUGUCAUCGUGUCCAACUUCAACUACUUUUACCACCGAGAAACUGAAGGGGAAGAACAGGCUCAGUUACUCCAUGUUAGCAAUCCCAAUUUAGCCUCUGACAGUGACUUGAGUCGCCGCAGCUCUUCCACUAUGAGCAAAUCUGAGUACAUGGAGAUUGAAGAAGAUCUGAAUAAUAGCAUAGAUAAUUUUAGAGAGUCGAAUCUGAGAACUGGCAACUGCACCGUAGCCAAUCAGAACUGUGUUAACAAAAGCAAGCUACUGACAGAUGUGUAG